Messenger RNA from Etheostoma spectabile (orangethroat darter), 401 nucleotides. Its product is annotated as GTP-binding protein Rab-3D. Gene Ontology annotation, molecular function: GTPase activity; GTP binding. Lineage: Eukaryota; Metazoa; Chordata; Actinopteri; Perciformes; Percidae. The record is from RefSeq and is a predicted model, not a curated record.
CAGCGUCGAGCCACACCACCGAGACCCGGGAGCUGCUCCGCGUACACCGCGUAAACCGCGCACCGAGAACCGGGGAAACAAGGCUCCUGUCGCGGGAGGAAAAGCAGAGCAGAGCCGUGCGGCCGCUGGUGCUCGUGCCCCGGCAGAAAAACCGACAUUUCAGAUGGCGUCCAGCGAGCCGCGGCUCCAGCAGCAGCCGUCCCCGAAAGACGCGGCGGACCAGAACUUUGACUACAUGUUCAAGCUGCUGAUCAUCGGCAACAGCAGCGUGGGGAAGACGUCCUUCCUGUUCCGCUACGCCGACGACUCCUUCACCUCCGCCUUCGUCAGCACCGUGGGCAUCGACUUCAAGGUGAAGACGGUGUUCCGCAACGACAAGAGGAUCAAGCUGCAGAUCUGGG